Silurus meridionalis is the source of this 2175-nucleotide messenger RNA. RefSeq lists its product as uncharacterized. The coding region runs from base 88 to 1380 and encodes 430 amino acids. Gene Ontology annotation, biological process: fatty acid beta-oxidation using acyl-CoA dehydrogenase. The transcript is spliced from 9 exons. Gene Ontology annotation, molecular function: acyl-CoA dehydrogenase activity; flavin adenine dinucleotide binding. The record is from RefSeq and is a predicted model, not a curated record. Lineage: Eukaryota; Metazoa; Chordata; Actinopteri; Siluriformes; Siluridae.
CAGCGCUUUGAGCCACGUGUAGGCGAUGGCUCACACUGGGACCUUUAGGGACGAAAGUGCGCAUGCGCGCCGCACAGUGGCCCAGUAAUGGCACUCUACAGAGGAGCACUGCGAAUGCACUUCGGUGCAAGUCGCCACUUUUUUACCCCAGCUGCCCUUCAUCAGACUCGGCAGUCAUCGGAAAACGUGUCAUCCAAAUCUAAGGCCCGUGCCGAGCCCGUUGAUCAUGUUCUCUACACACAGGAGCAUUUUGCACUGAAGGACUCUUUGAGAAAGCUCAUUGAUCAGGAGAUUAACCCUUACGUGGACAAAUGGGAAGAGGAGGGUCAAUUCCCUGCACACAAAAUCUUUAAGAUCCUUGGCAAUGCUGGAUUUUUGGGAGUCACCAAACCCGUGGAAUAUGGAGGUCUGGGAUUGGACUUCAGCUACAGUGUGGCUGUGGCAGAGGAACUGGGCAACAUCAACUGCGGAGGCAUUCCCAUGGCCAUCGGUGUUCAGUCUGACAUGGCUACUCCUGCCCUGGCCAGAUUCGGAUCCGAAGAGCUGAAAAAGGAGUUUUUGCUUCCGUCCAUAAUGGGUGACAAAGUGGCGUGCCUGGGAGUGAGUGAAGUCGGUGCCGGCUCUGAUGUUGCGAGCAUAAAGACGAAGGCUGUACGUGAAGGAGACGAUUUUGUCAUUAACGGGGGAAAGAUGUGGACCACCACCGGAACACAAGCUGACUGGAUGUGCCUCUUGGCCAAUACAAGUGAUGGGCCACCACACAGAAACAAGUCCCUCAUCUGCCUCCCCAUGAACCUGCCAGGAAUUCACAUUGCGCGAAAGAUUGAUAAGCUGGGCAUGAGGUCUUCGGAUACAGCAGAGGUUUCCUUCGAAGACGUUCGGGUGCCAUGUAAAAACGUCAUCGGUCAAGAAGGAAUGGGCUUCACAUACCAGAUGCUGCAGUUCCAGGAAGAGCGCCUCUGGGGAGUGGCCAAUAUUCUAACGAUGAUGGAAAAAGUGGUGCAGGAAACAGUUAACUACACCCGGCAAAGAAAGAUCUUCCAGCAGCCAGUGCUGUACCACCAAGUGGUGCACUUCAGGUUAGCAGAGCUUCAGACUGAGAUCGAACUCCUGCGCUCUCUGCUGUACCGCUGCACAGAGAUGUACAUUAAGGGAAACGAUGUGACAAAGUUGGCAAGUAUGGCAAAACUGAAGGCCGGUCGACUGGCACGCGAGCUUGGAGACAGCUGUUUGCAGUACUGGGGUGGGAUGGGAUUCACCAGCGAUGUCCUCGUUAGCAGGUUCUACAGGGAUUCCAGACUGAUGUCGAUAGGAGCAGGAGCAGAUGAAGUCAUGCUCUCAAUUAUUUGCAAGUACAUGGACACCCUGCCUAGGAAGUAACCCUACUGAGGAAGGGUUUAUCCCUUAGUUUGAUCUCGUGUGUGACUUGUUUUCAUGUGAUUAUUACUAGUUUAAUACAGGAUUAUUAGUCACCUGCUGCCUUAACAGAUAAUGGAAUACUGGUCUGUGUGAGAACCUUGCACUUAUCUAAAGUGUGAUUUAGUUGAUAGCACUUUUAAGGAGAACCUGAUCCCUGGGAUGUUCUAACUAAGUUUUUCUGGGGGGUAGAAAAUCUCUGGCAUAUGGUUUUAUACAGAAUCUUUAGGUAUAUAAUAUAUAUAUAUAUAUUUAUGAAUGAAAAAAAACCUUGAGUGAUGGAUCAUCUUUUUCACGCUGUGUAAUCCCAGUGUAAUCCUAUUCACGUUUCUUUUUAACAAUACAUUUUUUUUUUUAUAUCAAAAUGACAGAAAACCAAUUUGGUACAAAUAUACAUAUAUUAAGAAAUUAGUGCACAGGAAAUUGGCAAUGCUGAAUAAGGAUCAAACUGUAUAAUCUACAUGAAACAUUGAAUGAUUUUCUUCAACAUUUUAUUGCCUAAUAUUUUCUCUUACAUACAAAUUCAUACUUGUGUAAGAAAUCUAGUCCAGAGCUGUUAAGCUUAACAUGUAUUCUAUAUAUUCGGAACUCAAAUUCGACACAACAUCAAGAGAAAAAUGAUUAAAUUCUUCAAAUUAGAACUGAUGAACAAUUUCUCCUAAUCAUUUAAAGCUUUCUGGUUUUCCCUCCUCGAAGAACAUCAUCAUUGCACACUGAAAUGUCCUGUCCUGCCUGUAAUUAAAAGCUUUUGCGCAUUCA